GCACUUCCUGUUUACGUUUCCACAAAUGACGUCAGAUCUGACUAGUCUCCUGUAGUUUGAGCAGAGAAACAGCAGCUAACUUAUCAAACAGCUCUUUUUAAACACAUAUUAAUCUCGUCUGGAUUUACCAAGCUUCUGUCUGAUCUGCUGUGGACCAGCCGAAGUCUCGCCGUUCUCUCUGUCAGUCCGAACCGCUUAGCCAGCUAGCUAAAUUUGGCUAACGAGGAGCUAGCUGGUAGAUUAGCAAAGAUUACAUUAUUAAAAAGAGGAACAACGUGUUACGUUAUGGAGAAUAAAUACAACCUGAAGAGUCCAGCGGUAAAGCGGCUGAUGAAGGAGGCGGCUGAACUGAGGGAUCCCACAGAACACUACCACGCCCAGCCACUGGAAGAUAAUCUCUUUGAGUGGCACUUCUCAGUGCGCGGGCCCCCAGACUCAGAUUUCGACAGCGGGGUGUACCACGGCAGGAUCGUUCUUCCCCCAGAGUACCCCAUGAAGCCCCCCAGCAUCAUCCUGCUCACACCGAACGGCAGAUUUGAAGUUGGGAAGAAGAUUUGUCUGAGCAUCUCUGGCCACCAUCCAGAGACCUGGCAGCCCUCCUGGAGCAUUCGCACGGCCCUAAUAGCGAUUAUCGGAUUCAUGCCAACCAAAGGAGAGGGGGCCAUAGGAUCUCUUGAUUAUACCUCGGAGGAGAGGAAGACCCUUGCCAAAAAAUCUCAAGACUUCUGCUGUGAGACGUGUGGAUGCUCGAUGCGCUCUGCCCUCCUGGAUUUGUCCCCCAACAGUAACCCCAGCCCUGAGGACCACGAGGCUAAAGAACUGGCUCAGCAAAUCAACUUCAAGGCUGAGUCCAGUUUGCCGAGGCAGGAGAGUGCAAAUGGAGCUGAAAGGGAACCAAACACACUGGAUCAGGAUCAAACGCCUGCGCCUGUGGACCAGGAAGAAGCUAACAAACCCCAACAGGUGGAGGCGUCACCAGCUGUUACAGAGGAGGAACCUCAGCCUCCGGUGACACCUGCCGCCGGCCGCCCCCUCAGCCCGCGGCAGCGCCGUGCCCAGCAGCCGCGGCAGCAGGCUCAGAGAGAGCCGGCCAGCAGGCCCAGCGUGGCCGCGGCUCCGCGCCUGCCCCAGGAGGCGAGCCAUGCCGGCUCGGCCGUCCUCAUCGUGGUGCUCACGCUGGCUCUGGCUGCGCUCAUCUUCCGCCGGAUCUACCUGGCUCACGAGUACAUGUUUGACUAUGAGCUGUGACAGAACCCUUAGCCGUCUGGAUCCGCGGCCGCUGACCCUGUGCAGAGAACUGAGGUUCCAGAGGAGGCACUAUGGCUCCUCCCCUCACCUCCUGGGUGUAUUUUAAUUGAUGAGAAUCUCUGCAGUCUGAUGCUUCUUACAGAAACGUUGUGUUUGUGACCCCGUGAACAGCCCCACUCCCCUUUCAUUGGACAGAACUGGCGCCGCCGCUCUCACCCGUCGUUUAAUUGGACUGUCAGCAGCAUGUGGGUGUUUGAUGAUUUAAGCGCUCACACACGUCUUCCUCUUUUCCUUCCUGAACUCAGCAGUUGGGGGUAAAUGGUAAUGAUGGCGGCAGCCCGGCGGCGACGAGCCGCCCGGUUGGCUGGAUGGAGCGAGCUUUGUGAAGCGGUGUACUUUGAGGCGUUAUUGCCAUGGCAGCCAUCGCUAUGGAGAUCAUUUUAGGGAUCAUUUAGAGGCAGAAAAAUUCUUCUGAUCUUCAUGAAGCACAAACCUGCUGCUCUUCAGAUUUGGAUUUGAACCCACGUAGAUGUGGUUCUUAUUUUCCAGGUGUGUUUUUAAGUCAUUUUAAGGUGCAUGUUUGUGUCUCUGCCUCUCUAGCAGGACGUCGGUGCAGAUCGACGUCGUGUUCUUUUGAGUCUCAGAGGAAGCAGAAAGAGGUUUAAAAUCAUUCAGCGCUCAUUCAGUGGAGCCCAGCGAUGGUCGAAGACGACUUCCUGUCCACAGGAACAAACGAGUGCCGGUUCUGUUUUUUUUGGUUUUGUUUAGUUUUUUUAUGCAUAUAUUUGUUUCACACAGUUUUUGACAGUACAGUUGAGUAACAGGAAAUAGAGAGAGACAGAGACGUGCAGACGAGGUGCACGUUCUCAGGAACAGAACGAGGUAAACGCUUCCCGCCAGGCCCACGUGUACGUCCAGCAUUCUCUUUGUGAAUCCUGCACUUGUUCACACACAACAAAUAAAUCGCACAAAUUAACAAACAUCAGAACUAUUCCUGGAACUUCAAGUACAGAAUUUAAAAUAUGUUAAGAAAUAAAUGCAGGUGAACUAAUUUUGUGAAAUCAGAAUAUUCAAUAAAAUGUUCAGAGUCAGUGAAGAACAAAACACUGAGGUUUUUUU
Molecule: messenger RNA, 2367 nt
Organism: Thalassophryne amazonica
Lineage: Eukaryota; Metazoa; Chordata; Actinopteri; Batrachoidiformes; Batrachoididae
Gene: ube2j1
Product: ubiquitin-conjugating enzyme E2, J1
Exons: 8
Coding region: 286-1248 (320 amino acids)
Source: RefSeq, a predicted model, not a curated record